Nyctereutes procyonoides (raccoon dog) is the source of this 984-nucleotide messenger RNA. RefSeq names its product C-type lectin domain containing 17A (gene CLEC17A). The record is from RefSeq and is a predicted model, not a curated record. Gene Ontology annotation, molecular function: signaling receptor activity. Lineage: Eukaryota; Metazoa; Chordata; Mammalia; Carnivora; Canidae. Bases 1 to 984 code for a protein of 327 amino acids. The transcript is spliced from 12 exons.
AUGUACAUGUACACCAACUCUGGGUGCCAGGACCUGCAAGGGACCAGAGAGGAGGACAAUGAUGAUGGUGAUGAUUAUGAAAACAUGGCACCACCCUAUAAGGACCUUCCUCCCAAGCCAGAUUCAAUGGCUCCACCUAGGCCUCCGAGGGCAGGAAAGAAAACAGAGAACCCCCCACUUCCCUACAAGUCCCCAAAGAUCAAAGGUCUGGACAUCACCCCUGUCACUCGCACAUCUCCUCAACUGGGUGUCAAUCUGGUACAUCCUCCGUUCCAGCCAUCCCUAGCUAGUACUCCAGCAUCCCAGCUCAGUCAGAAGUCCAGGUGUCCUGGGUGCUACCAGGAGGAGAGACUGGUGGUGUACCUGUGUCUGCUGGUGGUGGUGUCACUGCUCCUGGGCUGCACUGGUCUGGCUGUGACCCUGAUUAAGUACCAGGAGGUGGUGGAAGAACUGAGGAUAUUGACCUUUCAGCAGAUGGCGUGGCAAGAGAAUGUGACUGGCAUGGCAGGACUAGCUGGCCUGAAGAAGGACAUUGACCACGUAAGAACUAACACCAACAAGUCCCUAGGAGAACUUCGGGGCUUAUUAGAGUGUACCAGGGUCACUUGCCCAGAGGGUUGGCUUCCCUUUGAGGGCAAGUGUUACUACUUCUCCCCAAGCACCAAGUCCUGGGAUGAAGCCCGGAAGUUCUGCCAGGAGAACUACUCUCACUUGGUCAUCAUCAGUAGCUUUGCUGAACAGAAUUUUGUGGCCAAGGCUCAUGGCUCUCCACGGGUAUACUGGCUGGGGCUGAAUGACAGGGACCAUGAAGGGAACUGGAAGUGGCUGGAUGGGUCACCUGUCACUCUGAGCUUUUGGGACCCAGAGGAACCCAACAACCUCCAUGAUGAGGACUGUGCCAGCAUGAACAAAGGGGGCACCUGGAAUGAUCUGUCUUGUGACAAGACCACAUAUUGGAUUUGUGAGCGGAAAUGUUCCUGUUGA